This is a messenger RNA of Diaporthe citri, 636 nucleotides long. RefSeq lists its product as uncharacterized. The coding region runs from base 1 to 636 and encodes 211 amino acids. The transcript is spliced from 2 exons. The record is from RefSeq and is a predicted model, not a curated record. NCBI's taxonomy places the organism in Eukaryota, Fungi, Ascomycota, Sordariomycetes, Diaporthales, Diaporthaceae.
AUGUACGGAUCGCCUACGCCAUUCUUCGUGGGAGGCUAUGCGGCAUCAGAUAGGUAUCCUAAUGGCUGGGCAGACGUCGCUGGAUACUGGGCGGAGCAUCAUAUCUUCGGAGGUGUUGUCCUCUUUGACCGCGGAGAAAGUGAAGAGGAGUGCAACGGCAUAUACAUACACCGCCCGAAAUCCACGGCUAAUAUCGCACCACCUACCGAAAAGCAGUUCAACAACCUUGUGGAUUUCCUGCUGUCGCCAAACCCAGACACGGCCGCCAACCGCUGCCCUCUCCCGAUCCGUAUCACCGAGGAAAACAAAUGGCGUUGGCAUGCGUAUGAUGGAAUGGUUGAGCACCACAUCUUUAUGUUUCGCCAUGAGAUUCCGCGGAGGCGGCCCCGUGAGCAAUGCGUGAUGACCACGACGGACUGGCCCGAGUGGCGUGACCAAGACACCAUCGAAACGGAGCUGAUCAAAGAGGUAGAUGGGGAGGCCUAUGAUGAGGCUCUGGUAGCCGCCGCUCGAGAAAGGUUGAAGCGAACAGCUACCCCCACCUCCAGGUGCUAUUGGUGGGACGGCGAGGAGCAGUCGAGGCUCCAGCCUGACCCGGAAAAGCAAGGGAGAACACCAUACUUCUUCGACUCUUGA